AUGUUAACUGGAUCAAACUUCAAGAGAUGGAAACAAGAUAUAGCGUUUGCUCUAGAUAGUGUGGAUAUGGACUUGGCUCUAUGUGAGGAUGAACCUCCCAAGCCCCAUAAUCAAAGUACUACAGAUCAAAAGGCCCAUUAUGCUGGAUGGGAAAAUCUUAACCGACUAAACCCCAUUGAUAUGAAAAGGUCCAUUGCUGAACAUCUCAUUAGUGGUUUGCCGGAAGAUACGAAUGUGAGACAACUCCUUGAAGCAGUGGGAGAAAGAUAUAAAGUCUCAGAUAAUGCUGAAGUUAAGAACUUGCUGAGUGAGUUAAUGAACAUGAGGUAUGAUGCCGUUAUGGAUAUUAGAGAAUUUAUACUGAAAAUGGUUCACAUUCAGUCCAAACUUAAGGCCCAUGAAAUUGUUCUUUCUGAAAAUUAUAUUAUGCAUCACGCCUUAAAUGUUCUGCCAACUGAAUUUAGCCAAAUUAAGACUACUUAUAGCACUCAGAAUGAGACAUGGAGUGUCAAUGCCUUGAUUACUAAAUGUGCGACUGAGUAA
Molecule: messenger RNA, 543 nt
Organism: Eucalyptus grandis
Lineage: Eukaryota; Viridiplantae; Streptophyta; Magnoliopsida; Myrtales; Myrtaceae
Exons: 1
Coding region: 1-543 (180 amino acids)
Source: RefSeq, a predicted model, not a curated record